Molecule: messenger RNA, 804 nt
Organism: Cynoglossus semilaevis (tongue sole)
Lineage: Eukaryota; Metazoa; Chordata; Actinopteri; Pleuronectiformes; Cynoglossidae
Product: cytochrome c oxidase subunit 5B, mitochondrial
Exons: 4
Coding region: 61-438 (125 amino acids)
Biological process (GO): mitochondrial electron transport, cytochrome c to oxygen
Cellular component (GO): respiratory chain complex IV; mitochondrial envelope
Source: RefSeq, a predicted model, not a curated record
AGCGACUCGUCAAGUAGUACGUCAACAUUACACGACCAGACUGUCAGCGACGACAAGAAAAUGGCUGCAAGGUUACUUCUUCGUUCGGCUCUCAGAGCUGCGACAACUUACCGGGCUGCCCCGGUACCUGCUUUUACCCGCUGCAUGGCGACUGGAGGAAUUCCUACUGAUGAGGAGCAGGCCACAGGACUGGAAAGGACUAUUAUGCAGGCAGCAAAAGAGGGAAAGGAUCCCUACAAUGUGGGUAAAUCAAAGGCAUACCUUGGCACUAAGGAAGAGCCCAACAUUGUUCCCUCCAUCACCAACAAGAGGAUUGUGGGAUGUAUCUGUGAAGAAGACAACACAGCAGUAGUUUGGUUCUGGCUCCAUCAGGGAGAGUCCCAGCGCUGCCCAUCCUGUGGGACCUACUACAAAUUGGUGCACGAUGAGUUGCACUAAUUAUCUUUUUUUGAUCAGGCAGUCGUUUGUGUGCACAGCCAUAGCAUCUCUUAACUGUUCCUACAGAGCAAGGUGAAGAAGCCCCAGACUCUGACUGUUGACCUAAAAUGUCUCCUCACCCUUCGUCAGGAGUCUAGGUCUUUGGCUUGCUCUACUUAAAUACUUGAUCAAUUCAUUUUCUUCAGUAGCUUUGCUUUACAUGUUACAUUUAUAAAGGGGAUCAGAUGUGGUUUGGGACACAACUGUCUUUUCAAAACAUUUCCAUUCCUGCAGUUUACAUUGGCGUUGUACUGUACAAUGUUACACUCGAUGGUCCACUCGCUCCAUGUAUUAAACAAAGUCUUCAAUAAAUUAUCCCAAAACUAA